UCUAUCAAGUUCAUUUCCAACCGGUCAUCCGGCACAACGAAUAAUGUCGUACUUCCAAUUGAACUCGAAAACGGAACUACAUACGUUUACCAAGCGGAGAGCGUGGUCACCGUGGAGCGCAAGGGAAAUCAAUUCCGACUCGAAUGCAACUUGAAAUUCGACCUGUGCACCUUGGAAUUAUCCGGUUGGUAUCACGGUAAAACAGCCGGUAUUCUCGGAACGAUGAACUACGAGCCAAUGGACGACACCACCGCAUCGAAUGGAAUCGUAACGAAAGAUGUGAAAGCAUUUGCCGGAAGUUGGUCAAUCGAUGAAGAAGCCAGUGGUCGUUGUUCGUAUUCAAGUAAUUCUCAUGUGGCUGAAACGGCCGCCGAGACGACGAACGCGACAUCAAAGUCACAAGGCAAUUUCACGGUUGUGGAAUUUUGUAACGAUCUGUUCGUGAACAAGAGUUCUGAAUUCCUCGGCUGCUUCGACAUAAUAGAGCCGGAGGAAUAUUCCAAAAUGUGUACCGCAAGCGAAACUAGAGCGGAAGCGUGCACGGUGGCUUUGUCUUACAUGCAGAUUUGCAUGUUCCAUGACACGUACCUCAGAAUACCGGACGUAUGUAGUAGUUGCAGUAUGAUUGAUGGCGAUCAAAUUGCGGAAGGUCAGUUCACGAAACUGGAGGGCGAUCGGGUACCUAGAUCGACCGAUGUGGUGUUCAUAGUCGAAGGGAAGGAAUGCAACCGCGGCGCGAGAGAGAAUCGCAGUGUCGAACAAUUGGUCACUCAGUUGAGCAAAGAGCUCAAAGAUCAAGGUCUGAUGGACAAUCGUUGGUCUCUGGUCACCUUCGGGGCGGACGGAGUGUUCGAUCAUCCGCGGAGUAUCGUCUUCGAUGGUCAACUCUUCACUAAGAACGUAGCACGAUUUAUCGAUUACUUUGAUCACGUGCCAAUCGGCGAUGGGAGCCGCGAUAUUUUCGCAGCAAUUGCGUUUGCCUCGAAACUCGUGUUCAGGGCCGGUGUGUCGAAGACUUUCAUUUUGAUGCCCUGCUCGCACUGCGAGCCGGAAAAUCAGACAUUGGAUUAUUCGGUGAUACACGAAGUAUUAUUGGAACAUGAUAUCACACUUCAUAUAUUGAUGGAUGGUGAUUUCGAAUUCGAGAAAGAGCGGCUGAACAAGAUUUUCUACGGUUUGGACGCGACGAAAUCGUAUACGAAAAAAGACGCCAGAACUUUAACUGGUGAUGUCGAUCUACGAAGGCAAGUGAAACUUUCGAAAAGUGCACUCGGUUAUUGUACGCCUUUGUCUCUGGAGAUCAAUGGGACAAUAUUUAGCGGUGAUAAAUUACGUUUUGAUAAACUGGCUUCGAUCAAAAAAUUCGCUAGCGUUUUUUCCAAGAGGGUAGCAUUAACAGCGCAACCUAAUCCUUGUCAAAACUGUGAGUGCACCGCUGAUAAUAGUGGUGUUACACGUAUGGAGUGUAUCCCUUGCAUAUAUCCAACUCCGGUUUCUGUUGAUUAUGUAAGUUUCUCCUUUCCAUUUCAAUUUAUUUAUUUAUCUAUGCUUCUACGUUGGCUCAAUGGUAUAACAGUAUUUGUUUGUUUCUUUUCUUUUUGCAGGAAACAUUUAAUUUGAAUGACUCGCUGGCAUCUUUAGAGCCAUUGAAUAUCGAUUACGGCCAAAUCGACAUCGAUGAUAGCUGA
Messenger RNA from Heterotrigona itama, 1688 nucleotides. The record is from the annotation of a GenBank genome assembly. NCBI's taxonomy places the organism in Eukaryota, Metazoa, Arthropoda, Insecta, Hymenoptera, Apidae.